This is a messenger RNA of Callorhinus ursinus (northern fur seal), 1766 nucleotides long. RefSeq names its product abhydrolase domain containing 10, depalmitoylase (gene ABHD10). Lineage: Eukaryota; Metazoa; Chordata; Mammalia; Carnivora; Otariidae. Gene Ontology annotation, biological process: protein depalmitoylation. Gene Ontology annotation, cellular component: mitochondrion. Gene Ontology annotation, molecular function: palmitoyl-(protein) hydrolase activity; hydrolase activity, hydrolyzing O-glycosyl compounds. The record is from RefSeq and is a predicted model, not a curated record.
GCUGGCGGCGCACGCGCAGCCUCAGUUAUUGUGCACUGAGCGACUCUGUGAGUCGGCUCGGUGCUCAGGGGCCGCUGGGAAGAUGGCCGGACUGGGCAUGGCGGCUCUGGGCGCUUGGGUACCUUGCCGGAGGUGGAGCAAAGCGGCAGUCUUCGGCUUCCACCGUGGCCUCACCGCGUUACUCGCCGGGAAGCCCGAGGGAACGCCGCUGUGGCUCCCAGCUUGCAGACAAAAGACAUCAGUCUCUUUCCUUAGUCGACCAGACCUUCCAAACCUGGCUUAUAAGAAGCUAAAAGGCAAAAGUCCAGGAGUUAUCUUCAUCCCUGGCUAUAUUUCUAAUAUGAAUGGUACAAAAGCAUUGGCGAUUGAAGAGUUUUGCAAAUCUCUAGGUCACGCCUAUAUAAGGUUUGAUUACUCUGGAGUUGGAAAUUCAGAUGGCAACUUACAAGAAUGCACAGUGGGAAGAUGGAGAAAAGAUGUUCUUUCUAUAAUUGAUGACUUAGCUGAAGGGCCACAGAUACUAGUUGGGUCUAGCCUCGGUGGAUGGCUUAUGUUUCAUGCUGCAAUCGCAAGGCCACAAAAGGUUGUUGCCCUUAUUGGUAUAGCAGCAGCUGUAGAUGGCCUAGUGACACAGUUCAGUCAGCUUCCUGUUGAGGUCAAAAAGGAAGUAGAGAUGAAAGGCGUGUGGGCCAUGCCAUCAAGGUACAGUGAAGACGGAAUUUAUCACAUUCAGUAUAGUUUCAUUAAGGAAGCCGAACACCACUGCUUGUUCCAUAGCCCUAUCCCAGUGAACUGCCCCAUACGAUUGCUCCAUGGCAUGAAAGAUGACAUCGUGCCUUGGCAUACAUCCAUACAGGUUGCUGACCGAGUGGUCAGCACAGAUGUAGAUGUCAUCCUCCGGAAACAUAGUGAUCAUCGGAUGAAGGAGAAAGCAGACAUUCAACUCCUUGUUUACACUAUUGAUGACUUAAUUGAUAAGCUUUCAACUGUAGUUAACUAGAAUCACAUUAUUAGUUGGUAUGUAAACUCAUGGAUCCAGAAGAUUGGCAGAGGGAUAACAAAUGAAAGAUCUGAUACUUAGGUUUUUUCCUCUUGUCUCUACUUUGUAAAUAUCACACGAGUAUUUAUUUAAUGAUGUAUAAUACAAAUGAUACAAAUUGUGAAGAAAGUACAAGCUGCUGUUUGGAAAAUUUUCUCCUUCCUUCAAUCCUUGGCUUUUUUUAAUAGAAGUAUAGUUGCACACCAGUGUUAUAUAAUAGUUUCAGAUGUACAACAUAGUGAUUGAACAGCUCUAUAUGUUCCGCUCUGCUCACCACAGACGUACCUGCUGUCUGUACGGUGCAGCGCUAUUACAGUACCAUUGACUCUGUUCCCUGUGCGGUAGGUUUCAUCCCUGCGACUUACUCAGUCUGUAGCUGGAAGCCUGGACCUCCCACUCCCCUUCACUUAUUUUGGUUCAUCCCCCCACCCCCCCGACAGCCACCAGUUUGUUCUCUGUAUAUAUGGGUCUGUUUCUGCUUUGUUUUGCUUUUUAGGUUCCACACAUAAGUGAAAUCACAUCAUAUUUGUCUUUCUCUGUCAGACUUAAUUUCACUUAAUCUAAUACCCUCUAGGUCUAUCCAUAUUAUACAUUUUUUUUAAUUAAAAUAUUUCUUUUUUAUUGAAGAGAUGUUUACCUGCUAAAUGCUCAUGUUAACUGGGACAGCUCUUAAUUGUGUUCUCUUCUACUUAGAAUUGUUAAUAAAGCUGGAAUUUUUUGUCUUUUG